CACAGUUCAUAGUUUCUGCUUUGCCUGACAACCAAAUUUGAAAGACUCUGAAAAGAGAUUUCCACCGCUCCCUGCACACUUCUCAAAAAUCGUAGCAUAGCUCUUACGUGAGGGAAACCACACUAAGCGGUUUCAUUUUUAUCUCUUUCCUCUAAACUUGAGUGCAGUCAGGGAAGGGAAACAAGUUAUCAGCAUGCUCAGAAUGAGUGUAGACAUUGAGAGCACUGUGAACUCACACUGAAUGACAGCCACGAAGGGAGGGAGGACAGACAGACGGACAGACACUGGACCGGACUUCAGUUGAAAUGAAUUCAGCGCUUUGAGGCACAUCCUGAGCAGCUAGACCAACAGGAUGAGAAGAAGACGGAAACAGUGAAUUCCAAGACCAAUGAAAACCUGACCCAUGCUGAGUCGCUGCUCGCUGCUUUGAAAAGCAAAUAUCUCGAAUAAAGAAAAGAAGACUGAUGACACAAUAAAUGGAGAGGAAUAAGAGAACCCCUUUGCUGUUUUUUUUUCUUCCAAUUCUUCACGUCUGCACCAUCAGAAUGGUGCAGGGAUGUGACAGUCAGCCAGGACAAACUCUCUACUGCCACAGUGACUACAACCGGACCGUCACUUGUGAGUGGAACUCCACAUAUGAGGACAAUCAUGAGUGCAUACUUAAUGGCAAGGGAGAAUACACUGAAAACAAAUCCUGCAAACUGAAGCCUGUUGACGUCUCUAGACCAACGCUACAAAAGUGCUCCAUGGUCUUUGGUACUUGGGAUGAAAUUUUCCAAAAAUCCCAUACUAUUACCAUUAAUCUGAUUUGUGACUGUGUGCGAAUUCCUGUUACCACCAUUUACUUCUGGCCAUCAAAACUAAUAAAGCUGGAUCCUCCACAAAAGCCAGAAAUUAAUUUGACUAAUGUGUCAGUCGUUCCUGCCGGCGCCAAGAAGCGAAAUAAAAUCAAAAUGUACAGAUUUGAGAUCCAGUGGAAACAUGAGAAAGAGACAUGGAGGAAUGAUCGUAGCAAAGUACAAAUUAUUAACAAGAGUUGUGAAUGGAACUGCACGGCCCAGCUGUUCAGUGAUGCGCUGAUGCAAGGCGAGAGAUAUGAGGCACGAGUUCGAGUGCAGGCUGUUAUGGAUGAAUUGAAAUUCAAGUGUGUUGGGAGCGACUGGAGCCCUACUACAUCAUGGGUGUCACGCAUUGGAAGACCACCAAAAGUGUUUCUAGAUGAACCUUGGAUUAUCUCCAUCACUGUCACAUGUGCGGUAGUGCUGGCUCUGAUCAUGGCAGUCAUAACUUUGAAGCGUAACAAAACCGUCUGGAUUUUCCUGAUAACGAAAAUCAAAGGUCAACCCAUACCAAACCCGGCAAAGUCCUUCCUGAAGGAUGUUAAUUUCCAAAGUUAUCUGAGCUCUAGGCUCACAAACCUCUUCACACCACUGGAAAUCACCUCCAUAGAGAUUGUCUCCCCUGUGAAGCUUGUCCCUUUCAAGCCGGAGGCAGAACUGCUAGAGAAGAUGAAGAGCAAAAGCAGUUACGAUUCCUCCAAUUCCGGCUUCUCCAACCCCAGCUAUGCCCAUCUCGGUUCUGCUCCACCUGUUACUGUCUCUUUGCUCACUGCAGGAAAUCUGGAUCCCUGUGCAGCUGAUACACCUUACGGACCUGUUUGUAGUCAAAGUGAGGAUAAAGAUGCAGGACAGGAGAGGGAGGAAGUUAGAGAAAAAGACGUGAAGAUCCUGAAACUGCUCUCCAACGGCUGCAACAAAGGCAAUCCUCCACUGGUCAUUUCUGACUAUGAGAGGGUGGAGAAGGUCCAGCUGGAGCGCUCCAGGCUUCAGAGUCUAGAUUCAGGUGUGUGUAGCGGUGAGGAGCCCAGUCAGGAGAGCCUGGAGGCAGACAGCAUCAAUGUGACUGAGAGCCACGAUGAAAUAAAUGAGGAGAGAGAGGCCGGGAAAGAAACAGAAGGAGUUUUUCAGAAGCUGUUUGGAGGGAAUGUUGAUAUUUCCGGAAAAGGCUCCAUCCAGGUUUGUUACGAUUAUGAGCGAGUCCAAAAGCUGCAGCCUGACAGCCCUGAGCUCCAGAGCCUGGACGUUAACAAUGAGAUCGAGGAGCAUUUUGGUCACCAGGAGAGCCUGGAGGACACUGACAAGUCCUCUGAAUCAACAAACCUCCUUCCUCCUCCAUGCUCCUUUUCAUCAGUCACAGCCAUGUCUUCAAAUCUCAACGGACCAGCUUUUAGACCAGCACCACAUUGUAACAUACUUGCUCUAAUGACUACCAGGUGGUCUUUGGAGGCUUCGGGUGACGGAUACAUGCCAAAACAGGUAGAGAGCUAAUAAAUGUUUGCCCGUGAGGCACCGCGGGUGAAGAAGUCUGUCACUGAACGAGCUACUUAGUGUUGUUAUGGUCUCCUGGAGGGGGUGUGACGUG
This is a messenger RNA of Notolabrus celidotus (New Zealand spotty), 2421 nucleotides long. RefSeq lists its product as uncharacterized. Bases 477 to 2327 code for a protein of 616 amino acids. Lineage: Eukaryota; Metazoa; Chordata; Actinopteri; Labriformes; Labridae. The transcript is spliced from 11 exons. The record is from RefSeq and is a predicted model, not a curated record. Gene Ontology annotation, molecular function: cytokine receptor activity. Gene Ontology annotation, biological process: cytokine-mediated signaling pathway; immunoglobulin mediated immune response. Gene Ontology annotation, cellular component: external side of plasma membrane.